Psammomys obesus (fat sand rat) is the source of this 264-nucleotide messenger RNA. Its product is annotated as small nuclear ribonucleoprotein E-like. The record is from RefSeq and is a predicted model, not a curated record. NCBI's taxonomy places the organism in Eukaryota, Metazoa, Chordata, Mammalia, Rodentia, Muridae. Gene Ontology annotation, cellular component: U5 snRNP; U4/U6 x U5 tri-snRNP complex; U1 snRNP. Gene Ontology annotation, biological process: mRNA splicing, via spliceosome; spliceosomal snRNP assembly. The coding region runs from base 1 to 222 and encodes 73 amino acids. The transcript is spliced from 2 exons.
AUGUAUUGGCUGAUGUACUUAUCAAUAGUAUCUGAAGAUGAGUGGCUGUAUGAGCAAGUGAAUAUGCGGACAGAGGGCUGCAUUAUUGGCUUUGAUGAGUACAUGAACCUUGUAUUAGAUGAUGCAGAAGAGAGUCAUUGUAAAACAAAGUCAAGAAAACAACUGGGUCGGAUCAUGCUAAAAGGAGAUAAUAUUACUCUGCUCCAAAGUGUAUCCAACUAGAAAUGGUCAAGCACGGGAGAAGUUGUGUUUGGAAAUCCGGUU